Ornithodoros turicata is the source of this 1331-nucleotide messenger RNA. Its product is annotated as cylicin-2-like. Bases 134 to 1312 code for a protein of 392 amino acids. The transcript has 6 exons. Lineage: Eukaryota; Metazoa; Arthropoda; Arachnida; Ixodida; Argasidae. Gene Ontology annotation, biological process: transcription by RNA polymerase I. The record is from RefSeq and is a predicted model, not a curated record.
UGGCUUUGGCUUUAGCUCUCGCGGCUCACGUGCUUUGGCGCAAAGCAUGGGAACCGAUGGAAACCGUCGCAGUCAGUGUAGCGUUCUGCACAUUUGAACGUGAUUAGACGACUCCUUCAGCAGUAACCGAGUUAUGUCAACCUCUGCAGCGAAACCUGAGAACAGGUGCUUUGAUGUGUCCUCCGACCUAACACCCGUGGACAGCGAGUUUCUCACAACAGCUGAGGCCGCUGAAGGGAGGAAACGAGUGUGGCUCUUCCAAGUGCCGAAAGACGUCAACAUCCAGGAUCUAAAUGGUGUUAAAAUAUCUUGGAAGAAAAACAAGAAUGUUCGAGUUGGAGAAAAGCUCUACGAAGUCUCGAAAGAUGUAGCAGGUACAAACCAUUUAAGUGUUGUGGUCUCCAAACAGCACGAGGGACAUCUCUUAUUGUCGGGGCGGAUACGUGGUGUGGUGACCCUCAACCGUGUCAUUGACAUACCUGAAGUUGUGGUGCCUGAUGCAGGAGUGAGCAGCCCAACAGUAGACACAAACAGUGCACGGCAGAGGUUCCUGCCAUUUGGAUCAGAUGAUGUCAUAACCCUGAGUACAGCAAGGAAGAAAGGCAAAAAAAGAAAGAAAGAAAGACCUGAAGAUUACCCAUUAGAAGAGUGUGCAUUGCAUCUUGCAACAAAAAAGAAAAAGCAGAAAACAAAGAAGAGGAAUAUUGGAAGUAACUUGUUGACAGACUCUGCUGUACACAGUCGUACAAAAAAGAAAAAGCAGAUAACGGAGGAGAGGGAUAUUGGAAGUAAAUUGUUGAUAGACUCUGCUGUACAGAGUCACACAAAAAAGAAAAAGUUGAAAGCGGAAAAGUGGGAUGCUGAAGAGGACCUUUCUGUAGACAGAGCCCUUCGCAGCACCACAAAAAAGAAAAAGUUGAAAGCACGGAGAAGUGAUCUUGAAGAUAACUUGUUGACAGACUCUGCUGUACACAGUCACACAAAAAAGAAAAAAUUGAAAGCAGAGAAGUGGGGUGCUGAAGAGGACCCUUCUGUAGACACUGCCCUUCAGAGUCCCACAAAAAAGAAAAAGUUGAAAGCACGGAGAAGUGAUAUUGGAGAUAACUUGUUGAAUGACUCUGCUGUAAACAGUCACACAAAAAAGAAAAAGUUGAAAGCAAAGAAGUGGGAUGCUGAAGAGGACCCUUCUGUAGACACUGCCCUUCAGAGUCCCGUAAAGAAGAAGAAAGCAAAGAGAAAGGAAGAGAGCACUUUAUUAGAAACCAUCUUUCAAGGUCCAACAAAAAAGAAAAUAGUGUUUAAAACUCAGUAAAUAGUUUUAACUUGGUCAA